AUGCAGCUGGAGCGGCAAGAGGAUCGGUUCCAGCUCCUCGUGAAGCUGGGAUCAGGCGGGCAGGGAGAGGUGUAUAAGGCCUACGACAAGGUGCUGAAGAAGAACGUCGCGGUGAAGGUAACGCCCAAAAGGCAUCCGGGCAUGAAGGACGAAGAGUGGCAGGAGCGAGCGGUGAGGUCGCUGCGAUCAGAGGCGAGGUUGAUGGAGAGGAUAGGAUCACACAAGAGCCUCAUCGCGAUCGAGGGCAUGUGCGAGACGGAGGAUGCCUGGUUCACGGUGAUGACGCUGGCGGACGGAGGAGCGUUGUUUGAUCACGUUGUGCGGCAUGGGGAGCUGUCGGAGGCGCUGGCGAGCGACUACAUGCUGCAAAUUACGAGCGCGAUCCUCCACCUGCACAGGAGGAAGUUCGUCCACGGGGACGUGAAGCCUGAGAACAUCCUGCUGUGCUCCUCCGACCCGACCUCCAACGUGAAGCUGUGCGACUUCGGGAUGGCGAGGGAGGAGGGGGGAGAGUUUGAGGUGGAGGUAGACAGGGGAACUUUCGACUUCUGGGCUCCUGAGAUCAUCAAGAGGAAGCCUUGCUCCUCCUCCAUCGACAUGUGGGCCCUUGGCGUUGUCCUCUUCAUCAUGCUGUGCGGGUCCCACCCGUUCGACCCCACGGCCUCCUGCUCGGACUCGGAGAUCCUGUCCAACAUCUGCGAGGGGAGGUUGGACCGGAGCAACGACGUGUGGCCGCUGCUCUCCUUGUCCUGCAAGAGCUUUAUAGAGGCCCUGCUCCACCCUGACCCGGAGAAGAGAAUGAGUGCUGAGGAGGCGCUGCAGCAUCCUUGGAUG
Guillardia theta CCMP2712 is the source of this 834-nucleotide messenger RNA. RefSeq lists its product as hypothetical. The transcript has a single exon. Lineage: Eukaryota; Cryptophyceae; Pyrenomonadales; Geminigeraceae. The annotation marks the transcript as partial. Gene Ontology annotation, biological process: protein phosphorylation. Gene Ontology annotation, molecular function: protein kinase activity; ATP binding. The record is from RefSeq and is a predicted model, not a curated record.